Molecule: messenger RNA, 242 nt
Organism: Medioppia subpectinata
Lineage: Eukaryota; Metazoa; Arthropoda; Arachnida; Sarcoptiformes; Oppiidae
Source: the annotation of a GenBank genome assembly
UCAUAAAUCACUGGGUUAUGCAAGCGAUGAUCGAUCACGUCGGUCACCCCUCCUGGCAGGCACAGGUGAAGGGAGCGAAAAAGUGGAUUCUUGAACCCCCGCCUGAAUGCUAUACAACGUGUCAAGUGUUGGAAGUAAUCGUCAAUUCCGGAGAAAUUAUUGUAUUGGACACUAAUCAAUGGUAUCAUCAAACAUUUAUUGUGGGCCAACAGAUUAGUAUCACUAUUGGAUCAGAAUAUGAU